AGCAUUCACUCAGAAGUCGUUUAGAAUCGUUUGUCGUGGUCGGUAUUCGGUAUUCGAUAUCGGACUCUGCUGUCGGUGCCCAUUUGAAGAACGCAAACAGCUAGCGUCAUCGUCGCCGUGUUUGAGCAACCUGGACGGGACGCGUACGCGCAAAACGCUUAACGUUAUAGUACAAGUGGCUCGGCCGGAUACGCAGCAGGCGCAGAAAACCCGGAGCAUAUUUUGACGUUGACGUAUCUAAAGUCAAAUUCAAUUUGCGCGCCGGCCAAUUAUAAACCAUUUUAAUUAAGUAAAGUGGAUUAAUUUGCGACUCGUUAGACUAAUUAAGGAUUAUCGCCAACAGCAACGGCGGCGCACAAGCUGUUUGAGAAAACACGGCUACCCAAAGGAUAUGUGAAAGAACAACGACAACAAAACGUGACCUUUCAAAAUAAACGCUAUAAAUAGCUAAACAGUAAAAGACAACAACAUCAAGAGCAAAGGCAAAAAAUAAAAUAAAUAAAUAAAAUAAAAACAAAAUACCCAAGCCGCCCACAAGGAGAAACAUUUAAUUGGAUUUCAGUUCGCCUUGGCUUUUCGGAUACAAUUAACCGUUUGGCGCUGAGCCACCACGCCCACUUAAGAGCCAAUUAGCUGCGCCCUAAAUGAUGCCCGAAACUGAACGCGAAUCGUUGGUGGCAGCAGAAAUGAUCAGCGGCGCCUUGGCGCAUGGUUAUGGCAUAGUCAAAGACAAACAGCAACAACACCAACACCAGCAACAGCAGCAUCAGCAUCAGCAUCAGCAUCAGCAGCAUCAACAGCAGCAACAGUUACAGCAACAGCUGCAAUCAGAAUCAGCCACGGCUUACAAUAUGGCCAUCAACUCGUAUGUCUACAGCAGCUCAUUGACAAUACCGCCCUCGGCGGCAUCAAUGGUCAGUCCCAGCAGCAAGGAGAAGCUGGUUAAUAUGCUGCGAGUGCGCGAUAAUAACAGCGGCAGCAGCAGUAGUGCUAGUCCCAUCUCCGCUGGAAGUUCACCCACGACGUUUCUACAGAAGCAGCUGGAGGCACCUUCUAGUCGUCAAUCGGCUACCCAGCAGCAACAGCCACAGCAAACGCAGCAACUACAGCUGCAGCACCAGCAGCGACGCUCCUUAACUCCCUUUCCCACCAACAUAGCCACAUCCACUCCGAACCAUACAGCUAGCUGGCAUGCUCAUGUCUAUGCACGUCCGCCUAAUAGACCCACGCCCCAUUCAAUCGCAGACAUACUGGGCAUGGCCAUGGCCGAUAAAAUUGCAUACGAGGGCGCCGUGGCGGCCGCUUCUGCUGCUGCUGCUGCCGCCGUUUCUACAGUCACCGCCAACAGUUCGGCCACUUCACCAAAGAGCAUUCUGCGUAAUAUUGAGCAGCAGUAUGCACAGCAGCCCCAGGAACAGGAACAGCGCACACAUCGCAGCGCCUCAAUGAGCGAUGUCAGUGAGGAGGAUAGUGCAGUCAACUCAACAGCAACAACAACAGCAUCAAUAGCAGCAACAGCAGCAACUGCGCCAGCAGCCGCAGCAGCAACAGCAGCAAAUGUCACUGCGGCAGCAGCGCUCGAUCAGCCAUUGAAUCUGUGUGUGGCCAAAAAGUCGCGGGACAGCAACUCCACGUCACCAAUGCCGGCGGCCAGGCAAAACCAUCUGCUGGGAAAGACCAGCGCUAAGAAGGAGCACUCGGGCAAGCCGGCAGCAAAGAAGAAGAAGCUAACGGUCGAUCUGCCGCUGGCCGUUAGUCCCACAGGCAGCAGCGACAGCUUAAUGCGGGAUAAGCUGCUGGCCAAUAAUAGUUCGCCCAGCAGCGCAACACACGCCGCCCCGCCGCAGAGCAACAACAGCAACCUGGAGACCACCGAGGAUGACUCCGACUCGGGCUCAACGGAUGCGCGCCGCAAGAAGAAGGCACGAACCACCUUUACGGGCCGCCAGAUCUUUGAGCUGGAGAAACAGUUCGAAAUCAAGAAAUAUCUCAGCUCCAGCGAACGCACCGAAAUGGCCAAGCUGCUGAAUGUCACUGAAACGCAGGUAAAAAUUUGGUUUCAAAAUCGACGCACAAAGUGGAAAAAACAGGAUAAUGUCACAAACAACGAGGCUGCCGAGCAUAAAUCGUCCAGGCCCACCUCAGCCGAGCAACAAACCAAAGGCAACAACAACAACAGCAACACUGGCGCUGCUGAUGAUGGCGGCUGUCAGCCUACGUCCAUCACGGCCAGCAACAUGGAGGCUACACCAAAGAAGGCGUCCAAUGGCCAAGGGGAUAAAUCACGCGGCAACAACAGUAGCAACAACGGAUCAACACCAACUAAAAGCGGCAGCGGUAAUAAUGAAAACAAAUUGCAAACAAAGCAUGCGACGACCAAAAUUAAAAAGCAAUUGAAUGCAUUGCUGGAGAAGACCGCAAAAGCCGCAAACAGCCCGGCAGCAGCCAAUGGAGCUGGCGUUAAUGCCACCGAUUCCACACCGAUUGCUGGCAAUCACAGCAAUAGCAACAGCAACAGCAACAGCAGCAGCAACAAAGCAGCUGAAAAACGCAAUGCGAACAGCAGCAGCAGCAACAACAACAACAACAAUAGUAUUGGUGAGGCCUUCCACCACCAUCGGCUGCACCAGCACGCCAUACCGCUGACGGUGGAGCCGGCGGCACCCUUGGAGCAGACUGAAAAGCUAGAGAUCAAAUUGGAGGAGUCGCCAGCGUUGAGCUUGCAGCGAGCAGCUGUGGCUGCUGCAGCUGCACAGGAAAACGGACGCAGCUCACCAUCCAAGGCAUUGCUGGCUGAAAUGGACUUCGAGAGCAAGCUAGCUGCCUCAAAGAUAUCGAUUGCCCUGGCCAUGGCCAAUACGAAGCUGCAGGGCGGCGCCAUUCAGGAUGCAUCGGAGAUAAACGAAAGUGAAUCGGAGGAUGAGGAGACGGCCAGCGAGCCGGGCACAUCCACCGAGGCACAAGAUUCGCAGGAUCACGAUGUCCAAAUGGGCUAGGCCCAACUGCCCCCGAUCCCACAAUUCACACCAAGCCAGUCAAAUUAACUUGUGCCAAAAAAGUCGAAUAUUGCUCAAGCACUCGGCCAGCUCUCACCCAAGAUUCGU
This is a messenger RNA of Drosophila hydei, 3104 nucleotides long. It is a transcript of the gene NK7.1, whose product is annotated as homeotic protein labial. Lineage: Eukaryota; Metazoa; Arthropoda; Insecta; Diptera; Drosophilidae. Gene Ontology annotation, cellular component: nucleus. The record is from RefSeq and is a predicted model, not a curated record. Gene Ontology annotation, molecular function: DNA-binding transcription factor activity, RNA polymerase II-specific; RNA polymerase II cis-regulatory region sequence-specific DNA binding. The transcript has 5 exons. The coding region runs from base 645 to 2996 and encodes 783 amino acids. Gene Ontology annotation, biological process: regulation of transcription by RNA polymerase II; cell differentiation.